CACUGCGUAUUGGUUGCCACCUAGCGGUCUUCCAUACUAUCCGUCAUUGGGAGCUUAUUUUGGGGAAAGGAUAAGCAGGAUGCAGGCGUGCAGCGUCAGGGCGACUGCCCUGUCGACCCUUGCUCCCACACGGCCAGUGUCUCGCGCGUUCACGCCUGUGGUCGCCAAGGCUGCGGAGUCGAGGAAGGCGAGCACGCAAGCACGCCAUAAGCGCCUUCGCAAAAAGCUUGACGGCACGUCCGAGCGCCCGCGCAUGGCUGUGUUCAAGUCCAACGAGCACAUCUAUGUGCAGGUCAUCGAUGACUCGGUCGGCCACACCCUGGUGUCGGCCAGCAGCGUCACGAAGGACAUGAAGGGCGCGCUGGAGAGCGGCGCGAACGUGGCUGCUGCGGAGGCUGUGGGGAAGAAGGUUGCGGAGCUGUGCCUGGCCAAGAACAUCGACAAGGUGUGCUUCGACCGUGGCGGCUUCAAGUACCACGGUCGUAUCCAGGCUGUUGCAGACGGAGCUCGUGCUGGGGGCCUUAGUUUUUAGGAGUGUUGUGGGCGCUCGCUUGGACAUGGACGGACCGGGUGGCGCUGGGCUGUGAGCUUCUGGGCGCGCAGUUGUGGCUCUCGCCGGCCGCGGUUAUCUUUCAGGGUUGCUGACAUACUUUAUUAUGGGGGGAAGCGCGUUGGAGCGUUGGGCAGCGCUGUAUGUAUGGAAGUCUUGACGGCAGUGGAGGAGAGAAUAGCGGCCGAAGCGGCGACAGGUCCCGUUCUGCAGAGGAGUUGGGGCAGAAGCCAGCCAUUUAACUUGCGCUGCUGCGCUGAACACUGCGCAACGAACGGGUUGUCAGUCACCACCUUUCUGCCCUACACCUUCACAUACGUAGAAAUCAGUGACAGUAGUCUGUACUGUCCGCUGGCUUCCAUGUGCUUGAGCGGAUAUGUGGAAUCGUCACUGCGCCGGCGAGCUGUAGCUUGCAUCCGAGCUGAGGACGUCGUUAGACCCUUCUUUGCGGCAUUGUUGAUGUGAAGCCAGCUGCCGUGUGGUGGAGAGCGCCAGGCGACAGGUCCUGCGGUUGUUACUGGCAGAUCCAUGUACUGAUGCUAACGGAUGGUAGAAGCCUGGGGACUUCUAUUUCGGUGUUAAGAGCUGCGAAGUACGGUGGUGUACGGUUUGCGUUAUGCACGAGGAGAAUGGCGAUUCAUUAUCGACGGAGCAACGUGUCGUGUGAGAAGGAAGAAGAAGCUCGCAGUUUUGUGGCUUUGUCUUGCGGAAGGGGAAAUUUUCAAUUUUCUCCCCCUCCUGUAAGUGCUUCGAAUGCGGAUAUCCUUUGUAAAGUGAUAAGAUGAUG
Molecule: messenger RNA, 1337 nt
Organism: Volvox carteri f. nagariensis
Lineage: Eukaryota; Viridiplantae; Chlorophyta; Chlorophyceae; Chlamydomonadales; Volvocaceae
Gene: prpL18
Product: plastid/chloroplast ribosomal protein L18
Exons: 6
Coding region: 80-532 (150 amino acids)
Biological process (GO): translation
Cellular component (GO): ribosome
Molecular function (GO): 5S rRNA binding; structural constituent of ribosome
Source: RefSeq, a predicted model, not a curated record